This is a messenger RNA of Budorcas taxicolor (takin), 3258 nucleotides long. RefSeq names its product TBC1 domain family member 10B (gene TBC1D10B). The record is from RefSeq and is a predicted model, not a curated record. The coding region runs from base 1 to 2409 and encodes 802 amino acids. Lineage: Eukaryota; Metazoa; Chordata; Mammalia; Artiodactyla; Bovidae. The transcript is spliced from 9 exons.
AUGGAGACGGGCCCGGCGCCCCUGGUGGCCCCGCCGCGCCGUCAUGGCGCCCCCGCGGCCCCUUCGCCGCCGCCCCGCGGCUCUCGGGCCGGGCCCGUCCUGGUGGUGGCUCCGGGGCCGCCAGUGACCACGGCCACUUCGGCCCCGGUCACCCUGGUGGCCCCCGGGGAGGCGCGGCCCGCAUGGGUACCGGGUCCGACCCAGACCUCAGACUCGGCUCCCAGCCCGACGGUCACAGGCAGCACGGAGGUGGGACUGCCUCUGGAGGCCUCACCCGAUGCCCGCAGGGCGCAGGUCUCCAACCCGGAGCCCUUGGUGCCCGAGGCUGUGGCUGGAGCCGAGAUGUCCGUGGCUCAGGCCCCAGGGGCAGACCCUCCGAAGACGGAGGAGGCUAUAACCUCACCCGAUCCUGGACCCGGGACCCUCACCAGGACCCCUUCAAGAACGGCUCCUGGGGCCCUGACAGCCAAACCCCCUCUCGCCCCCAAGCCGGGAACCACAGUGGCCUCAGGUGUGACUGCACGGGUUGCAGCUGUGACAGCAGGACAGGUGACAAGUGGACAUGGAGCUGCGGCAGCAACAUCAGCAUCAACCGGACAGGCUCCCGAGGACCCUUCAGGGCCUGGCACAGGCCCUCCAGGGUCAUGUGAGGCCCAGGUAGCUGUCGUGACGGUGACCCCAGCUCCGGAGCCCGCUGAAAACUCUCAGGACCUAGGCUCCAUGUCCAGCCUGGGACCUGGCAUCUCUGGGCCUCGAGGGCAGGCCCCAGACACCCUGAGCUACUUGGACUCCGUGAGCCUCAUGUCUGGGACCCUGGAGUCCUUGGCGGAUGAUGUGAGCUCCAUGGGCUCAGACUCUGAGAUAAACGGGCUGGCCCUGCGCAAGACGGACAAGUACGGCUUCCUUGGGGGCAGCCAGUAUUCAGGCAGCCUAGAGAGCUCCAUUCCUGUGGAUGUGGCUCGGCAGCGGGAGCUCAAAUGGCUGGAGAUGUUCAGUCACUGGGAUAAGUGGCUGUCACGGCGUUUCCAGAAGGUGAAGCUGCGUUGCCGGAAGGGGAUCCCCUCCUCCCUCAGAGCCAAGGCCUGGCAGUACCUGUCCAAUAGCAAGGAACUCCUGGAGCAGAACCCGGGCAAGUUUGAGGAGCUGGAACGGGCUCCUGGGGACCCUAAGUGGCUGGAUGUGAUUGAGAAGGACCUGCACCGCCAGUUCCCUUUCCACGAGAUGUUUGCUGCUCGAGGCGGGCACGGGCAGCAGGACCUGUAUCGAAUCCUGAAGGCCUACACCAUCUACCGGCCCGAUGAGGGCUACUGCCAGGCCCAGGCCCCCGUGGCCGCGGUGUUGCUCAUGCACAUGCCUGCUGAGCAAGCCUUCUGGUGCCUGGUGCAGAUCUGCGACAAGUAUCUGCCUGGUUACUACAGCGCAGGGCUGGAGGCCAUUCAGCUGGACGGAGAGAUCUUCUUUGCCCUGUUGCGCCGGGCCUCCCCACUGGCGCAUCGGCACCUGCGACGGCAGCGCAUCGAUCCCGUGCUCUACAUGACAGAGUGGUUCAUGUGCAUCUUUGCCCGCACCCUGCCCUGGGCUUCAGUGCUCCGGGUCUGGGAUAUGUUCUUCUGUGAAGGCGUCAAGAUCAUCUUCCGGGUGGCCCUGGUGCUGCUGCGGCACACGCUGGGCUCGGUGGAAAAGCUGCGCUCCUGCCAAGGCAUGUAUGAGACCAUGGAGCAGCUGCGGAACUUGCCCCAGCAGUGCAUGCAGGAGGACUUCCUGGUGCACGAGGUGACCAACCUCCAAGUGACAGAAGCACUGAUUGAGCGAGAGAACGCAGCCCAGCUCAAGAAGUGGCUGGAAACCCGGGGCGAGCUGCAGUAUCGCCCCUCACGGAGACUACACGGUUCCCGGGCCAUCCACGAGGAGCGCCGGCGGCAGCUGCCCCCCCUGGGCCCCUCCUCCAGCCUCCUCAGCCUCCCUGGCCUCAAGAGCCGGGGCUCCCGGGCAGGUGGAGGGGUCCCCUCCCCACCCCCUCCCGUCCGCAGGGCCAGCGCGGGGCCUGCCCCAGGGCCCGUGGUCACCGCCGAGGGACUGCGUCCAUCCCUUCCUUCGCCUACUGGCAACAGCGCCCCUCUGGCCCCUAGCGGCAAGGAGGCCCGGAGGCAGGAGAAGGAGCGGCAAAAACAGGAAAAGGAACGCGAGAAGGAGCGGCAGAAACAGGAAAAAGAACGGGAGAAGCAGGAGAGGGAGCGGCAGAAGCAGGAGAAGGAGCAGCAGAAACAGGAGAAGGAGCGGCAGAAGCAGGAGAAGAAGGCCCAGGGCAGGAAGCUCUCACUCCGUCGAAAGGCAGAUGGACCGCCUGCCCCCCAGGACGGCGGGGACAGGUCCUCAGCAUCAGAGGCCCGGCAGGAUGCGUACUUCUGACCUCUGCCCUGGGGCUGGACUGCGUGGCCCCCUCUUUUCCCUCAGCCAAGAGCAGACCUAGCCUGGGGUGCUGCUCCCAGCCCGCCCUUGGCAGGCUGUCCCUCUUUUUGAGGAAAGUGGCUUGUUCCCCGUCUCCGUGCCAGCCGCUGAUCCCCACGUGGCCAGGACAGUCAGAACGGGGGGCAGCUGCAUUUCCCUGGGGAAGCAGUGGACACCUCACCUCUAGCUCGGCCCAACUGGGGUCCCUUCCCAGGUGCCGCUCUCCUGAUUGGCCUUUGGUUACCGCAGGGGUGACCUGUGGCAGUGGGAGUCAGCAGUUUUCAGAUUCUUACACUCCAGUCACUCCCCUUACCCGUGAAGUGAAGCUGGGUUCCUUUACCCCCUUCAGUCCUGCCUGUCUUCCCCCAGUUCCUGGUUGGGGGCCCAGGCUCUUCUUGCUCUCCUUCUGGACAUCUCUGUGUUGUAAUUAUGUACAGAGGACCUGGUGGGCCCCAGGUGGGGGUGUUCACUCCAUCUUCUGUUCUCUGGUUCUUCCUCCUCAGUGUUCUUGCACUCUAGUUUAUUUAAGGGGACACGCACUGGAACAGGAAAUGUCUCCCACCUCCCACCACCACCCUCCUUGCUCUCCUUCCUCUUCACCCACCUUUCUCUGUAUUCUCAGGCCUCCCCUGCUUUGUCUGACCAGGGCCCCUGCCUUUCACUUUGUCCCUUCCAACCCUCCAGCCCCUUCCUGGGUAAGGGUCUUCCCCUGAGCCCCAGGGGGUGGAACCCAAUGUUUACAUGUUCUUCUGUCUCUGCCCCCACCCUGUGCGGCCGCUUUGAGGAACCGGAAAAGAACCUGCUGUUGUA